AUGGCGGGCGGAGGCGAGGCGGCGCUGCGGAGCUUCCUGGAAAGGCGGGUGUUCCCGGAGUUGCAGGUUGGGACUACGGGGUUCGUGGUGGUCUACAUGCACACCGGAGUGGAGAGGUCGGAAAACUUCCCCGGAGUGGCUGCGCUGCGGUCGGCGUACGAGUCACUCCCGGUGGCCGUCCGCGACGGGAUCUGCGCCGUGUACUUCCUCCACCCGGGGCUGCAGGCCCGCCUCUUCUUCGCCACCUUCGGCCGCUUCGUCUUCAGCGCCGGUCUUUUAAUAUUGGGCGGCGAUGGGUGGAACAGGCUGUACGCGAAGUUGAAGUACGUGAAUCGGCUGGAGUUCCUGUGGGAACACAUGCGGCGAUGGGAGGUCGAGGUGCCGGAGUUCGUCCUGGACCACGACGACGAGCUCGAGCGCCGCCCGCUCAUGGACUACUGCCUGGUAGAGAGCGACCGCCACCACCGCAGCUUCGACGCCCCCGCCAUGGACUCCGCCGCCAUGCAUUCCCUCCGCUGCAUCUACUAG
Zingiber officinale is the source of this 528-nucleotide messenger RNA. RefSeq lists its product as uncharacterized. NCBI's taxonomy places the organism in Eukaryota, Viridiplantae, Streptophyta, Magnoliopsida, Zingiberales, Zingiberaceae. Bases 1 to 528 code for a protein of 175 amino acids. The transcript has 2 exons. The record is from RefSeq and is a predicted model, not a curated record.